Molecule: messenger RNA, 1682 nt
Organism: Globicephala melas (long-finned pilot whale)
Lineage: Eukaryota; Metazoa; Chordata; Mammalia; Artiodactyla; Delphinidae
Gene: ZFYVE19
Product: zinc finger FYVE-type containing 19
Biological process (GO): mitotic cytokinesis checkpoint signaling; abscission
Cellular component (GO): cleavage furrow; centrosome; midbody
Molecular function (GO): metal ion binding; phosphatidylinositol-3-phosphate binding
Source: RefSeq, a predicted model, not a curated record
UCGGAGGCCUUGGUUGGCCCGCGCGAGUGGGCGUGGAGAGUAACGGCGGGGCUGGGUGAGGGUGCACGGGGUCCUGGAUAUGAGCCGCAGGAGCUCAGCUCCGCCGACCUUGCCGCGCCGCGCCGGCAACCACGAUGGAGAAUAGGUGCUACGGCUGCGCUGUCAAGUUCACCCUCUUCAAGAAGGAGUACGGCUGUAAGAACUGUGGCCGGGCCUUCUGUUCCGGCUGUCUUAGCUUCAGUGCAGCGGUUCCCCGGGCUGGAAACACCCAACAGAAAGUCUGCAAGCAGUGCCAUGAGGUUCUGACCAGAGGAUCUGCUCCUGCCAAUGCCUCCAAGUGGUCACCACCUCAGAACUAUAAGAAGCGUGUGGCAGCCUUGGAAGCCAAGCAGAAGCCCAACACUCCCCAGAGCCAUGGACUGACCCAGCAAGACCAAGUCAUUGCUGAGCGCCUAGCACGGCUCCGCCAGGAGAACAAGCCCAAGUCAGUGCCCUCGCAGGCGGAGAUAGAAGCCAGGCUAGUUGCACUGAGGGAUGCACCCCAGGGUUCCAUCCCUUCCACCCAGGAGAUGGAGGCACGGCUUGCUUCACUGCAGGGCAGAGUUCCACCUUCUCAGACCCCCCAGCUGGCACAUCAGCCACCAGACACCAGGACCCAGGCCCAGCAGACACAGGAUCUGCUGACAGAGCUAGCAGCGGAGGUGGCUAUUGAUGAGAGCUGGGAACGAGGAGGCCCAGCCGCCUCUAUCCAGAAUGACCUCAACCAGGGGGACCCAGGGGCCCAGAGCACCAGCUGCAAGGGACAGGCCACCUGGUCCCUGGAGGAGGAGAAGAGGAGGCUGCUGGCUGAGGCAGCAGUCACGCUUCGGGAGGAGAACACAAGGCAGGAGCGGAUCCUGGCCCUCGCCAAGCGCCUGGCCGUGCUGCAGGGACGCGACCCCGAUAGAGUGACCCUACAGGACUACCGCCUUCCAGACAGUGAUGACGAAGAGGAUGAGGAGACAGCCAUCCAGAGAGUCCUUCAGCAGCUCACUGAAGAAGCUGCCCUGGAUGAGGCAAGUGGCUUUAACAUCCCUGCAGAGCCAGCUCUCCGACCCCAAGCCCAAUCCUGCAGGGCAGAGCCUGAGGUUCAGGCUGUGGCCGCCAGGCCUGAGGCUGAGGAAGAGGAGCUCCCCUGGUGCUGCAUCUGCAAUGAGGAUGCCACCCUGCGCUGUGCUAGCUGUGACGGAGACCUCUACUGUGUCCGCUGCUUCCGGGAAGGCCAUGAUGCCUUUGAACUUAAAGAGCACCAGACAUCUGCCUACCACCCCCAGCAUAAAAGCCGAGAGCACUGAGGGAACCCUGGUCCUCCCGGAAAGGCCAUCCUACAGGAGUCACACAAGCUGGGGUGCCCUCCAGGGCAUCUGAUGGGAGAACAUGUCAGGCUACACUGCUUAUGAAUGCGCCCUUUCCUGAGCCUCCGUCCCUGGAAGGAGGAAGGAUUCUCCAUUGGAGACGAUGACUGGAGGAGCCAGAGGGAAGGCAGAAGUCUGGAGCCUCCAGCAUUGAAGUCUGGACUAGGAGUGAGAGGCAUGAUGGGAAAGACCAGCCUGAAUCCAGGGAGGAGUCCUGAAACUUGCUCAAGGGUCCAGGGCCCUCUACUGGCACUUAGAGCAUUUAAUAAAGUAUGUUGAUUCAUUGGA